This is a messenger RNA of Aspergillus caelatus, 1736 nucleotides long. RefSeq lists its product as uncharacterized. The transcript is spliced from 3 exons. Gene Ontology annotation, molecular function: mRNA binding. Lineage: Eukaryota; Fungi; Ascomycota; Eurotiomycetes; Eurotiales; Aspergillaceae. The coding region runs from base 331 to 1557 and encodes 408 amino acids. Gene Ontology annotation, biological process: mRNA alternative polyadenylation. Gene Ontology annotation, cellular component: mRNA cleavage and polyadenylation specificity factor complex. The record is from RefSeq and is a predicted model, not a curated record.
UCGCUUCGGAUUGUACGUAUUUUCGAGCCUUUUUUUCAUCCUUUUGUCUGUCUAUACUGCACUCGCCCCUGUUGCUUUAAGAAGUUGCAAAGUGGAAUUUGGCAUUUGCUACAAACAUGACCCAGUGUUACUCCCUUACUGCUUGGGAGACUCGUGCAGCGACCUUUCACUCUCAAGCGAUGGCAACUUCCGUGCUAAUUGACGGUCUAUGUCUGCAGACAUGUACUUCCAUUGAUUCAACGAAUCUGAGAAAAGAAACAAAGGACUGUAUAUUUCACUAUCCAAGCAAUCAAAAAUUUGCCUUGAGCUUCCGAUCCAUAUCUUAACGCCAUGGCUACUGAAGAUGAUAACUUCGAUAUUGACAUCUAUGGUGAUGGUGGUGGAUAUAACGCCAAUGAACAAGGCGGAGAGGAUGAUAUCAAGCAUGAUGACACCGAGCUUAUCCUAGACGCCCCAGAGCAGCCCCAGAAUGGCGGUCCUGCCCAUGGCGAUGGCGCUGCAGACACCAACGCGCAGCAGGGGCAUGCUGAAGGUACAGCGCCCAAUGGGGAACAUGUAACACAGUCAAACCCGCAGCAGCAAGCGGCAACAGAGACGCCAGCUCCUCCGCAGGGUGUAAAGCGCAAAGAGCAUGACGACCGCCCAUCAGACCCGGAUGCCACACCUGCCCUGCUUAUCUCCGAUUUAUACUGGUGGACCACUGAUGAUGAUAUCCGUGGUUGGGUCCGUGAGGCCGACUGCGAGGAUGAACUUAAGGAUGUAACGUUCAGCGAACACAAGGUGAAUGGCAAGAGCAAAGGGCAAGCUUUUGUUGAAUUUACUACGCUUCAGGCCGCGACUGCCACCAAACAUAAGCUCGAAUCUUAUAGUACAACAGGAUCGUCAGGACGGAAGUACUCUGUUAACUAUACCAACCCCCAACCAAACCCUUUCCGCACACUCCCGAAGGAUGCACCUAUGCGAAAGGACAACCAGGCUCGGUCGAUGUCUGGAGGCUUCAACUCACCUGCGCAGAACAUGAACUUCGGAAUGAACAACAUGGGUGGUGGUGGUGGUGGUGGUGGCGGUGGCGGCUUCCGUGGUGGCCGCGGCGGUUUCAACUCCCGGGGCGGCAUGAAUAAUAACAUGGGAGGUUUCAACAACCGGAACUUCCAGAAUCCAAUGGGCUUCCAAAACCCGAUGGCUGGAGGUUUCGGCGGGAACCCGAUGGGCGGCAUGCAAAACUAUGGCGGCUUCAAUAACCGCGGAGGUAUGAUGGGCGGCAUGCGAGGUGGACCCGGGGGCAUGCGCGGCGGCCGUGGAGGCGGCGGCAUGGGAGGUCCCAACAUGAUGGGUAUGCCGAAUAUGAACCCGAUGGGUGGUAUGGGCAUGAACCCGAUGUCUGGUGGUAUGAACCCGAUGAUGGGCGGCAUGGGAGGAAACAUGGCUAUGCAAGGUAAAGGCGGUUUCCAAGGCCCUAAUCCGGCUUUCAAUCAAAACUUCUUCCCUCCUAACCAAGGGGUUGGAGGUGACGGAUCAUGGAACCCCCAUGGCGCAAAGCGCAGCCGACAAGAGUAGAAUAUUCUCUUGAUCCACUUGCAUAAUUUAUGGUUUGUCCCUGGCGAUAUCUGGACAUUGAGGAAUUGUUAUUUUUCUGUACCACAUGUUUUACCAUCUAAGUUCCCAUCAUUGAUCCGCCUUGGGUUCGUUUUCAUAUUGCUUGUUCUUCUAACGGUUUAACGGGAAAUUGGUCUGUU